UAUCACCCUGUUCUUGAGCUGUCUAUAAAUCGUACUGAUUAUUGAGAGUAAUUUAGCAUGCUUCCCUAAAGAUACAAUCUUGUCCACCGAUUUUUGUAAAAACAUUUAGACAAAUUCAGAAAACAAGAUCUUUCCGACACGUUUACGAGAAAGAACAUGGCGGCGAGUGCAGCCUCUUGUGAUCUGUCUACUGGAUCGUCUGUGUACGAUACAUCAGAGGAGAAAACCAAUGGCUUAAGACUCGUGCGACUGCUUGUUGAUGGAGGAACAGCCAUUUUGCGCAAAUUUUUGUAUUCUGUUUACCCACCGGAACAUUUACAGGUCGUCUUAAAGAAGAAUAAGGCAAAGCUUCAAAGGCUAAAGUCGAAAGGUGUAAUAUUUGCAACCCAAUGGGAAAUGUUAUUCCCUCCCUCAGGUGAUCCACCGAACGCAGAAGUGUUCGACAUUACACUAUUGUAUUUACUGCUCCGCAACGUUUGUUAUCUUACGGUGCCUUCCACUGGAUGGCACGAAAUGCCUCCGCACGAUGACGAUAGUCCUGAAGCCAACAUCGUCCGGAUCAAGUGUUAUAGAAAUGAUUUGUCUCACCGUGCCUCUACCGAAAUUUCAAAAGGCGAAUUCGAGGAUAUUUGGACUAAAAUAUCUUUAGCUAUUGUGGCACUUGAAGGAAGUGUACUGAGGAAGAAAAUCGAAGCCCUGAAAACCGACCCCAUCGAUCGCAAAACUCAGCAGCAUCUGGAAGAGAAAGUCAAACAAUGGAGGAAAUUAGAAGAACAAGGUUCGAGCGACGCAAAGUCUGAUAUUCACAGUUGUUUACCAGACAAGCUACCAGAUAAACUACUAUUUGGUCGAUCCCGAGAAACACAGCAAGUCAUAGAUAUUAUUGAAGAAGGUACAAUCCCUGUUGCUUUGAUCACUGGAGGACCCGGAUUUGGAAAGACAACUGUAGCGAUCUCAGUAGCUCACGAAUUAGCAAGAACCGAAAACAACAGGGCUGUGUUGUUCUGCAGUCUCUCAUCAAGAGCAAGUUUAAAUGAAGUAGCCACAGAAAUGAUCCAUUCAUGUGGAGAAAUUCAAACGAAAUUGCCGGAGAAUCCAGAGCAAUGGCUCAAAAACUGGAGUAAACAGAUUCAUACCCGUGUAACCUUUGUCCUCGACCAUGCAGAUGAUAUCCUCGACUCUAAUUGCAAAGAACAGUUUCUAAGCCUGUUGCGUACCGUAAGAAUGCUGUCAGAGCAAAGAGUGACCUAUGUUAUUACCACAAGGAAGACUUUCAAAGAUUCUGAAAUGCAUUUUGAUGAGAUAAGACUUAACCCGUUAUUACCCGAAGAGGCAAAAAAUAUUCUUGUUUCUCGCGUGUACGACAAAGAGGUCCGAAAAAAGCUGAGCAAGACAGAAGAAAUAGUCGAGCUAUGUGGUUUCGUUCCUUUGGCACUCUGCGUUGUUGGAUCCUUGCUUUUAGAUUUCCCAGAAGAAAGGCUUAUUAAAAACCUCAAAGAGAAACCUUUAGAGGUUCUGGAAGAUGACCAGAUUUCAGUGAAAAAGGCGAUAAAGACUUCAUUCGAUCUCUUGGAGAAACCUGAACAAGAUGCUCUCGUUCUCAUGUCUGUGUUUCCGGGUUCAUUUGACUCAGAUGCUGCUGAGGCUAUUGUGGAAGCGUGUGCGAACUCUAGAACGCUGCCUAUUUCGAUCCUCCGUUCCUUGAAAAACAGGUCCCUCGUGGAGCAGCCAAGUUCCCAAAGGUAUCAGUUGCAUUCACUGAUUAAAGCCUUCGCUAAAAAUGUCUGUACAUCAGCACCUCUGUUAGCUGAGGGAGAGAAAGUGGCAUGUGCUCAUUACAUGUGUCGCCUCGCAAAAAAUGUCAAUCUCUUUUGGGGUAAAGACACUUGCAAACAGUCCUUCGACGCCUUUGAUGAAGAUAGACAAAAUUUUGAGCACUUCCUUCUGGCCUACACACAAGGAAGGGAGAACGGCGAUAUUGCUGUCAUGGACUCCUGUGAAGAGUUUCUUGCCAGUCUUCCCCAGAAACUAAUGUACCUUGAGAAGUGUGUUCUUCCCAGAUUUUACACCGAUUUCUUAACGAAGCUAAAUGGAACCAUCCAUCCAAAUACUCAUCCUGAGCACAAAGUGGAACUGUAUUGUCUUCUUGGACAUGAAAUUAGAAAAGAAGGAAAGAAAGAAGAAUACGAGGUCUGCAUGGAGGAGGCAGAAAAGCUGUAUUUGGAAAACAAAACCAAAUUCGACGAGAACCCUUUGUCAGAGGUUAUAUAUCUCAACAGUCAUGCUCGUCUUAUCUCCAAGAAAAGGAUACCCGACAAGCCCAAGGAGGUGUACGAAAGAGCACUAAAAAUCUGCGAGCAAAAACUCCCUAAUCAUCCUGAACGGGCGGCAACAUUUUUGUUUGCUGGAAGAAAUUCCAAGCGCCGAAAUGAAUACGAGCGUGCUGAAGAACAGCUCAAUCAAGCUUUGGACCUCUCCAAGAAGUGUCUCGGUGAACACAUUAUGACUGCUCAGUGCUUUAAAGAUAUCGCCGACUUCCUGUUCUUUGCCAAGAGAAAGUUACCAAAAGGUGAACGAAGUUUUGAUGCUGUUCUUUCAUAUUACGAAAAGUCUCUGGAAAUGUUAGAACAUCUGGGCAGGGAUGGCCACAAGGAGACCAUUCUAACUCUGAAGAACUGUGGAUCCUGCCACAGUAGCAAUGGUAACUACGAGGAAGCAAGAAUGUUUUUGGAAAAAGCAGAACGUGUUGCCGAGAGAGAACUGGAGAACGAUCAUAGGUGGAAAGUAAUGGUGAAGACAGAGCAGGCCCUUGUGUUUUACAAAGAAAAAAAAGAAGAAGAGAUGAUAGAGGCAAUGCAAAAUGGACUAGAAAUGUGUUACAGACUCGGAAUGACUGUUGAAGACCUAGGCAACAGGCAUCAGAUCCGGGAAGUUCUAGACCGUCAUUCUGAGAAAUUUCCAAAGGAUAAGUACCCUCGCUGAAAGGAAUGGACGCUCGUUUCAAUCUGAAUGAAGAAUGAAUCGACGAGGAACUUUAAGCCCUUCACUGAACAACUGACUUGACAUUAUUUCUGACUUGAAGAUCGGUAUAUUACUUUUUUAGACUUAUAAUAAUAAAUCCACCUCUCCCACGUUAUUUUGCAUAAUGAAUUUCAAGCAGCGUUGCUUAAGGAGAGUGCUUUUUUGUAGUAUUUUGGAAUAAUUCAGUGAAGAUUAGAAGCAUGCAUGAAAAGAACAGCAAAGUGUAUCUGAUCGAGUACUGACAAUUCAGAACUCUGAUAAUUAAUGGAAUAUCUCGAGCACUUACUGCCCAACGAGAGUUUUAUUAUUCAAAAUUUACUAACGCAAGAUUUGUUUUGAUUUCAUUCAGAAUUAUUUGUUCGUAUCAUAACUCAACCGGCCACUUUACUUUAUUUCAUGGUAAGAGGGGUAAUUUUAAGGGUAAUUGAAGAAAUGUGACCGAAGAGACUCGAUUUUUGAAUUGUUCUUAUACAUAGUGCAGACUCAAGCGAAAAGGCAAAAUUUCUUUGAGCAUAAUCAGUUACUCGUUAGACAAAUUUGUUUGACUGCUUUCAAGUAGAAAUGUUCCGAAGAUUGUACUUGUCUUUGUCGGUUGUCACUUUCACAGCAAAGCUUACUGUCAAACUUACUAGGUUGUUUAAAUGUAUGUGAGGAGGAUGUUUAGCGAAUUUCAACCUCAUGUCUGCGAUAUUAUUUCUCCAACAUGGGUAUGUCCUCCUCUCCACGAAAUUUUGCAGAUUACUUUUCUUUAAUCUCAAAAUACUAAGCGAGGAAUCUUAAAUUUGAUUCACCACUGUUACCGUGUGAUGUUAGGCAUAGGAAAAUUAGGUAUUUGCAGAAAUGUUACAAAAGAGCAUUUAUAUAUUCUAAAGAUAAAAACAAUUAAGUUUUUUUCGACUGAAAAGAAUGACAUAUUCUUUGCUCUUUUGCUGUUAAAUUUCGACUGACCUGCUUAAGAAAUACUUGAAAUAUGUCUACUCGUGAAGGAUGGAUAUCAUUACAAAUCACCGGCAACAGCAAUAAUUA
This is a messenger RNA of Pocillopora verrucosa, 4047 nucleotides long. NCBI's taxonomy places the organism in Eukaryota, Metazoa, Cnidaria, Anthozoa, Scleractinia, Pocilloporidae. The record is from RefSeq and is a predicted model, not a curated record.